AUGUCGUGUGCGCAACUUGAAGUGGAGCAUGACGGGCGAUUCGGAAUUCGGAAUCCAAUUCACGACAAGAAGAUGUCGUACUGCUCUUUCUUGUGGAGCACGAACCGUUUCCUCCCGCUCCUUCUCCUACCGAACGCUAUCACUCGAACCACACUGACCAUCAUUCAUCAAGAUGCCGCACAGUUCCUCGCCGUCACCUCCCUCCUCCCCUCCGACCCGGACCACACCCUCAUGCUCUCGCUCAAAUGCACCUCCUGCCACGAGGUCCACCCCAAACUCGUCGGCGUCACACCCAGCGACUCGCACGAAACGACAAAGGGUGCACGUGGCAGCGCCAACCUGGUCAUGAGCUGCGGCUUCUGCAAGAAGGAGAGCUCGGCCAAGUUCGAAGAGCCCACCGCGAAGGAGCCGCUGUGGAGACCCAUCGAGGCGGAGGGCGAGGGCGAAGGCGCCAAGUGGCAGACGCUGUGCGUGCUGGAUUUCAGAGGGUUGGAGCCGGUCGGAUUCGAGGCUAGUGGCACAUGGACGUGCAAAGGUCUCGAAUCAGGUACCCUCUUCGACAGCGUAGAGUUCGACGAUGGCGUUGAAUGGAUGGACUACGAUGAAAAGGUGAGUCGACCAGAGGCCGCGAGAUCAGUUCACGGAACGGGCAAAGCUGACAUAACCCGCUACGCUGUUGCUCUGCGAACUGUUCGAACAGGCCGGAGGCGAAGUCAGCAUCAUGGAGCUCGAACAUCGAUGGCAGCGAGUAUAAGCUCGAAUGCUGAGAUAACACAGACGAUCGUCAAUCCCAUCUCAUUGCAGGAUCAGAGGCUGAAGCAUCGACUGUCGAAACAUGUGGGAGCUGUGAACGUCUUGCUUAGCUCAUGUCGUGGCAUCGGCUGCUGA
Messenger RNA from Pseudozyma hubeiensis SY62, 888 nucleotides. RefSeq lists its product as hypothetical. Gene Ontology annotation, molecular function: zinc ion binding. The transcript has 3 exons. Bases 1 to 888 code for a protein of 295 amino acids. Lineage: Eukaryota; Fungi; Basidiomycota; Ustilaginomycetes; Ustilaginales; Ustilaginaceae. The record is from RefSeq and is a predicted model, not a curated record.